Messenger RNA from Sarcophilus harrisii (Tasmanian devil), 2425 nucleotides. RefSeq names its product osteoclast-associated immunoglobulin-like receptor. Lineage: Eukaryota; Metazoa; Chordata; Mammalia; Dasyuromorphia; Dasyuridae. The coding region runs from base 1 to 1110 and encodes 369 amino acids. The transcript is spliced from 8 exons. The record is from RefSeq and is a predicted model, not a curated record.
AUGAUGAUCAUUAAUUCUGGUCCAGGAGGUGGAAACCUCAGGCUCCUGCCCCAGUCACAGACUAGUCAAGCUCUGACUCUGGGCUUUCCUUUCCCCUCCCCCAUAUCCUUCCUCUCUCUCCCAGCAUCUCCUCCCAGGCCGACUCUUCAUGCUGAGCCGGGUCCUGUGGUGGCACCAGGGGAGGAAGUGACGUUCAGGUGCAGGAGCCCAUCAUCAUCACCCAAUCGGUUGGUGACAUUUCUUCUGCUGAAGGCGGGGACACAGGAGCCCUUGCAAAAGAACCAGGAAACCCUUUCGGAAACCAAUUUCACCCUGAAGUCUCCAAGUGCCCAGGACUCUGGGAGCUACAGCUGCGUGUACUACUACACUUCCCACCCACAUGUCAGGUCGGAAGCCAGUGAGACCCUGGAGCUCUGGGUGACAGACAGCCUUCCCAAGCCCUCUCUCUCAGCCCGGCCCAGUUCCAAGGUAACCCCGGAGGACAACGUGACCCUCCUGUAUCAGGGGCCAUCCCGAGGGCUGGGGUUUGCUCUGUACAAGGAUGGAGAGGAGCUGCCUGUGAGCACCAGUGAGCCCACCCAGCAUGGGGCAGAGUUCCCCUUGAUCCAUGUGAACAUUAACCAGGCUGGAGAGUACAGGUGCUCUUAUCUCCUUGGGAGAAACAGCCAUGUCCUGGCCCUGCCCAGUGAUCCCCUGGAACUCAUUAUACAAAAGGAGCAGAAUGAGAGUCUCACAAGAAAAACCAAAACCAUCCUCAUCACUGCCCUCAGCUGUGCCUUUAUACUCUUCCUCCUCCUCUUCUUAACUUUUGGCCGUCAUUGCCUGUCUCAGAUUGUGAUUUCACAUGGAGACACCUCCAGAAGAUUCCCAAGGUGCCUCAGUUGUACUUGGUUUGUCUGCUUCUCUUCCAAAUCUAGAGCUCCCCAACAUGAGACUGAGUAUGCCCGGGGGGCCAAAUGCAGUAGCUCGAGGACAACUGUUCCUGAGGCUGAAGACCCUGAGGGGCUGACCUAUAUCCAGCUGAAUCCACAAGCCCUGAAGGAACAGCAGAGAGUCCCUGGGAAGAUGGGCCCUGAUCCAACAAUGUAUGCUGCUCUUGCUCUGCAAUGAUGAACAAGAACUUCUUGUUCUGUGUUCUUUCUUAGGAUCUUUUGCUAGAUAAUUAUCCAUAUUCCCCUUCCUCAAUGUGGGGACCCUUUGGAUUCUUUUUGAGUUUUCUCCUCUACACACUUCUGGUGAUCUCCUCAUCUUCUCUGGGUUUUAUCACCAUAACCCAAGGGUCUAGGCCUUCUUCCCUGAACUCUAGGCCCACAUCACCAGUUGCUGAUUGAAAAUUUCCAAUUGGGUGCCCUAUAGGCAUUUCCAACUCUACUGUUCUAAGCAGAACUUUUUUGUUUCUUCCCUCUACAAACAUUUACAACUUUCUCCUUUUUCAAACUUCCUUCCUUCUACUGAAGGCACCCAUAUUCUUUUGGUCUCUCAUGGCUACAAAUUUGGAGUUAUUUUUAAAUCCUCUUUCUGCUCAUCCACAGUCAUUUGCCAACUGCUAUUCCAGCCCCAUUUCUUUGCUCAUAUUGUCACUUUUCCAGGCCUUUGUCACCUCUCUCCUCAACUACUUCUUUUUCUUUUUUUCUUUCUUUCUUUCUUUCUUUCUUUCUUUCUUUCUUUCUUUCUUUCUUUCUUUCUUUCUUGCUGAGGGAAUUGGGAUUGAUUGGGACUUGCCCUGAGUCACACUCCCAGUACGUGUUAAGUAACUGAUACCAGAUUUGAUCUCAGGUCCUCUUGACUUCAGAGCUGGUGCUCUAUCCACUACCCCAACUAGCUUCCCUUCCUCUUCUAUUUCUACAGCAUAUUAAUUGAGAUUUCUGUAUCUGUCCUCUUUCCUCUGCAAUCCAUCCUCCAGAAAGCUGUGAAAUAAAAUUUCCUAAUGCUCCAGUCUGACAUAGUUGAUAUUCUGCCAAGGAAGCUUUUAUGUUUUUCUCUUACUUUUAGGAUCAAUAUAAUUUCUCCAGUUGGGCAUUUGAAGCCCCUGUCUUUCUAGACUCAUUGUAUGUUGUUAGCCUUCACUCUCUCUCCAUUCGAAACAAACUGAGCAACCUGUUGUUCCUCAAAACAGCUGAACUCCCACCUCUGGGCCCUUCCUAAAGCAUUUCUCCACUGCUUUUCCACCUUUGGAAGAGUGUCUUUUGGAGUCUUCAAGACUCAGUCCCAGUUUGUCCUCUUAUAAGCAACCUUUCCAGAUUCACGAAAAUGGAGCAUCUUUCCCAAUAAUUACAUUUCCCAUUCACUAUUGGUUUUUCUUUUUUCAAUACUCGCCUUAAAAAACACCAAAUAAAUGAACACUUACAUGUAAAGGAGCAGAAAGAGGUUUUAUAAAAUUGAUUUUUAUAUGAAUCUUACUUUUCUUUUUGGAAUCUAUAAUAAA